AUGAAUGCAGUUUUUUGGCUUGAAAAGAACAAACGAGCAUCCAUUGAUAUUUUCUUGAAAGCGGCAGGAUACCUGGAUUGUGCUGUACGUCAUGUACUUCCACAGUUGCCUUCUGAACUAAGGAGAAACCUACCAGUAGACUUAGCAGAAGGAGUUCUUCGAGCGCUUUGCUUACAAGCAUUAGGACAGGGUGUUGAUAUUCAACUUGGAAUGGCAAUUGAUAGCACAAAAGCCACUCUUGCAGUGAAACGAAGGCUUGCAUGUGAGAUGGUCAAAUAUUGGCAGCAGGCUCAAGAUAACAUAAUGAACCUUCCAUUAUCAAAGGGUUGGGGAGAAAAGCAUCGUCUUUUUGUGAAGUGGAAAUACAUCGAAGCAAAGGCUGGAGCAUAUUAUUAUCAUGGAUUAAUCCUUGAUGAGGGAAACACAGAAAAAUCUCAUGGAAUGGCUGUAGCUGCUCUGCAAGCAGCAGAUGAGUAUUUCAAAGAAAGUAAAAGGGCAUGCGAAGCAUUUAAUGCAGCUCCUCCCUUGUCAAGAAAUCCGCCACUUUGGGGAACCAUGAAGUAUCUAUCUGAGAAAAUUCCAAAAGAUACUUCAAGCAAAGUACGGAUAAACCGGGACCUUUACUCUCAUGAAAAAAUCAUGGAGACAGCACCAACACUGCCCGACUUUGCGUUGGCCUUGAAACCGGAUGAGUACCAACUUCCUCCAGUAGACGCCUCUUGGAAUCAAGAGCAUACCAAGGGACAGACUGGCUUCAACCAGCUCAGGAAUGAUAAAAGAUGA
Morus notabilis is the source of this 783-nucleotide messenger RNA. RefSeq lists its product as uncharacterized. Bases 1 to 783 code for a protein of 260 amino acids. The record is from RefSeq and is a predicted model, not a curated record. The transcript has 8 exons. NCBI's taxonomy places the organism in Eukaryota, Viridiplantae, Streptophyta, Magnoliopsida, Rosales, Moraceae.